Molecule: messenger RNA, 733 nt
Organism: Hevea brasiliensis (rubber tree)
Lineage: Eukaryota; Viridiplantae; Streptophyta; Magnoliopsida; Malpighiales; Euphorbiaceae
Product: receptor-like protein 46
Exons: 2
Coding region: 56-475 (139 amino acids)
Source: RefSeq, a predicted model, not a curated record
UUGCCAGAUAACAUAGGUGAAGCUCCACAUAUGAGAACCCUCUUGUUGUCGGGCAAUGAUUUCUCUGGACCAAUCCCCAAAUCCAUCUCAAAUAUAUCAUUGCUAUCAAUACUUGACUUGUCAAAGAACAGACUUUCAGUUGACCAACCUGGAAUUGAGCAACAACAAGCUCACGGGUUCCAUUCCAAGUGGCCCUCAAAUGGACAGGAUGAACAAUCCAAAUUCUUAUGCUAAUAACAGUGGAUUGUGUGGAAUGCAAAUUCAAGUACCAUGUGAUAAGGCGUUUCCAGAGCCAAAGCGAGAGAAGAAGCCAAAGGAAAGUAGAAGUAGAGAGACAUGGUUUUCGUGGGUUAUGGCUGGAAUUGGAUUUCCUUUUGGAUUGUUGUCGACAGUGUUGGUUUUCUAUGUUAUUGGUUACUUUGAUGUUGUCCCAAAGUGCAGUCAAAGACGCCAUGUCAAUUGCGUUUGCUGGUAGUAACAUUUGAGUGUGAUUUAAUUUUUCAUGCAUGUUGUUUUUGUGCUAUUAUCAAUUAGUGCAGUUGCAAUUGUGGACAUGUAUUAAUGUAAUUUAUAAGUGUGCUUCGUCAUUAAUUAGAUUAUGUAAGUAAGGAGUUUUGGUCUUAGUUUUGGUUGUGUGGGAGUGGGUUUUGCUUAUUGACUUUGUAUGUUUGAUCACUGUGUGUCCUGUUGCUGUAUUGCAUGUUAUAUGUGCUCGAGUCCUUUUUUUCUUUUA